UGGGUGUGGGUGUGGGUGGGUGUGGGUGGGUGUGGGUGUGGGGUGUGGGUGUGGGUGCGGGUAUGGGUGUCCUUUGUAAUACACCGACACUUACAUCCACACCCACACCCACACCCCGAAAAAAAGGAUGCUCUCUGUGGGACUCGAUCCCAUACCUUCUGCUAUCUGAACAAAUGUACUGGCCUAUUAGACCAGAAGAGACAUCUCAAUCUUCUUUUAGCGUUAGACUGUACCAUCACUGAUGCUAACAGCUCGAUGGUGAAAUUACAAGAACUUUUCACUCUAUGUUUGAUUUUUGGCUUUUCCUCUUUUCAAGUUCGUUCUGGAAAAUAUGUGUGGUGCAAAACUUGUAGUUCAGAUAUUCCUCUUUGUAAUAAAAUAAAAUUUAAUUAGUUUGCAAGUUGGUAAUAUGGCCUAAUAGCAUUUGACAUUUUUGAAAAGAGUUUUGCAUUGUAUGUUAGAUUAGGAUAUUGUAUGCACUAAAUACGCUUGACCCUUCUAAUUGGUCCAUUAAGGAGUUUCUCAACUGACUAAUAGGAGUGUGAAAUGUCCUCUUCAUGAUUUAGUCAUUACUGCGGUUAGUUGACUGGUAAGUUAAGAGGCCACUUCUGAUUGGUCUAUUAAGGGGUUUUUUAACAGACCAGUCGAUAAGGAUAUCGUGUGCUAUAGAUAUGUUUGACGGUUCUAAUUGGUCCAUUAAGGAAUUUCUUAACAGACCAAUAGAUUAGGAGAUUCUAUACUAUAAAUAAACACGACAUCCUAGCACUUGUUAUCAGAUCGUCCUGGCAUACAGGACUGAUCUCGAUCAUCGAAACAGUCCUCUUUAGGACCAAUAUAUAUCUUGAUAAACCAAACAGUCCUCUUUAGGACUAAUUUACAUUUUUUUCAAUGACUAGCAAUUGGUUCGGUCUAUUUCAGAUAUGUCAACUAAUGGUUCAGUAGCACAUGGCAAUGAAGGAGGAGUGGGUGAUGUGGCUGGUUUACUAGCCCUCAUCCCCUUCUCUGGAACCAUCACUCCCAGUCAGGUUCGGCAACAGAUGGUUGGUCCCAUCCUUAAUGACCCAUCAGCGACUAUCUGCAGAAGGACCACCAUCUCGCAUAUCACGGCUGACGGAUCUUUCUGCUUGUACGCCUGCGAGCGGACAGGGCAAGCCAUGUGGGUACCCUCUGAUGAAUACUUCGUGGCCGACAGGCCACGAAGAGGACAGCAGAGAGAUACUGUCAUGAAUUACUUGGUCGCUCAAGGAAGCCAAGCAGAUAGACCCGAAGGCUAUGGUAUCCACAAUACUGAUCGUACAGCUUUUGGCGAGAAUGGAAACAUUCGACAACCCAGAGUCAAUCAUGCCAGUAUGCUGGGUCGUGUGAAAUGACCAGCGGCUACUCCAUCCCAUCGUUUCAACCCUCUGGUUUGUCCAGAACCAGCCGUGGCUAGAACGGGCAGCAGAAGGACAGUAACCAGGCGUGAACGCCGAGAGUAAGCGCGUGCGUUGCGAAACCCCCCUCCACCACCAACAACCAAUUCCACAACGACAACAACGGCGAGUGAUGGCGCCAUUCAAGGUGGUGACGAUACUAAUGUAAAUUCCAACAACGAGGGGGGUCCAAUACCAACACCAACCGCAGCCGCAACAACAACUACAACAGCAACCCGGCCUCUCGACAUCCCCAGCAUCACAAUCUGCAACAACAACAACUGGACAGAUGACGAAACAGCAACACCACAACUCGCCACGCUCAAUCUGUCCGACGACGACGACAUGGACAUGAGGACUUCUAGCCCAUGUCCCUUUUCGUCCUUCUUUCUAUUCGCCAGCAGAGGCCCUUUCGGCCCUCCAGCAUUGCUUAUCAUCCAAGGGGAAAAAGCUGAUUCUAUGAUUCCAUUGAUUCUAUUGAUCCCCUAUGAUUCUAUUGAUUCUAUAUGAUUCUAUUGAUUCCAGAAUCUGUAUGAAUAUCAUGACCUCUGUCCACUAUGAUGUCGUCCCAUUGGGUUUUUCUCAUCGCGAUUCCGGCCAAUCAGACUUUUUCAUGCUGCAACUUUGGCCAAUCAGGUUUUUUCUCGCGGCAGUUUGGACCAACAAGGUUUAUCCAUACAGUGCUUUCGGCCAAUGAGGUAUUUUCACAGCGCGGUUUCAACCAAUGAGGUUUUUUCUCACGACGGCUUUGGCCAAUCAGAUUUUUUCAUGCUGCGAUUUCUGCCAAUCAGGUUUUUCCAUGCAACGCUUUCGGCCAAUCAGAUGUUUUCACAGCGCGAUUUUGGUCAAUCAGGUUUUUUCACACAGUGGUUUCGGCCAAUCAGAUUUUUUUCAUGCUGGGAUUUUCGCCAAUCAGAUUCCUCCGUGCCGCAGUUUUGGCCAAUCAGAUUCCUUCAUGGUGCAGUUUCGAUCAAUCAGAUUUUUUCAUGCUGGGAUUUUCGCCAAUCAGAUUCCUCCAUGCCACAGUUUCGGCCAAUCAGAUUUUUUCUCACAAUGGUUUCAGGCAAUCAGGUGUUUGAGGAGGAAACACCUGGUUGGCCGAAAUCGGGGAAUGGAAAAAUUUGACUGGCCAAAAUCCCAGCAUGAAAAAAACUUGAAUGGCCGAAACCAUGGUGUGAAGAAACUUGAUUGGUCGAAGUCGCGGCAUAAAAAAAAUCUGAUUGGCCGAAACCGCUUCAUGAAAAAACCUGAUUGGCCGAAACCGCGGCAUAAAAAAAUCGGAUUGGCUAAAGCUGUCGUGAGAAAAAAUCUCAUUGGCCGAGACCGCGGCAUGGAAAAACCUGGUUGGCAAGUAUAAAUACGCAUUUUUUUACGUUUGAUUCCACAGGAUUCUAUGUGAUUCCAAAUGAUUCUGGUUGAUUCGAAGUGAUUCUGAUUGAUUCCAUUGAUUCUGACUGACUCUAUUGAUUUCAACUGAUUCCGGCCUCCAGAAUCAGCUUUUUCCCCCUUGUUAUCAUCUUCGUCGUGUCGUCUAGAGAGGCCCAUACGGCCAUUUGAUACUUUCUUUCUUUACCAGCAAAGCCCAUGCGGCCCUCUGGUAAUUUUUUUUUCAGUGUCCUCAAUAGGACCGUUCGGCCUUAUAGAGAUUUCAGCAUUUUUCUUUUCUUUUAAAAUACCUACACUUCCGUUUUUUACUUUUAGAUUCUGAUGAAGUCAAGUUGUAACUUGACAGAAACUAGUCAAUAAACGUCUACACAAACACAAAAAACUUCUUUUUUUCUUUCAUUUUUUCAUCUUGACAAUAGUGCACUCGUUAGACAAAGGUUAUAUCUGAAUAAGAAUAACCAACUACUCAUAAUUUUAAUAAAGUUAAUCGUAUAAUAAUCUUAGUUGGCUACUUUAAAGAGUCGUAAGAUCUUAAAAUUAGCCCAAGAGUACUUAAUUUUUCUAAAAUAAGGACACCAUCGAGAUGUACCAACAACAACAACGACGACGACAAAACAACUUACCAUCACCAUCAUAUUCAAUUCCAAAUGGUAUACAACUUGGUCGACAAUAUCAAUAUGGUUAUCAACAACAACCUAUGGUUUAUCAAUCAUAUGGUUUUGAUUCAUAUAAUAUGCCAUUAAAUUGGCAAUUUCAAAAUAACUGGAUGGGAGGAGCAGGAAGUUGGAUAAAUGGGCAACAACAAAUGCCCUUACAAACACCACCAUUCUAUUAUCCUAUUGAUAAUACCAUAUUGACUACUGUGGUUUCUUCUUUGAACCAAGUACAAUAUAAAGAUAAUGAAGAUGAGACACCCUCAAAAAGACGUGGUAUUCUGAAAAAAACAACAAAACCGACACAACGUCGGUUAAUUCAUUUUAUGCCAGAAAAUUGGCAAGAAAAGACCAUACCUGAUAAUCGUGGUAAUAAACCAGAUUAG
This is a messenger RNA of Rotaria sp. Silwood1, 3837 nucleotides long. NCBI's taxonomy places the organism in Eukaryota, Metazoa, Rotifera, Eurotatoria, Philodinida, Philodinidae. The record is from the annotation of a GenBank genome assembly.